Canis lupus familiaris (dog) is the source of this 1276-nucleotide messenger RNA. RefSeq names its product adrenomedullin 5 (putative) (gene ADM5). Gene Ontology annotation, biological process: positive regulation of heart rate; adenylate cyclase-activating G protein-coupled receptor signaling pathway; regulation of systemic arterial blood pressure. Bases 859 to 1215 code for a protein of 118 amino acids. NCBI's taxonomy places the organism in Eukaryota, Metazoa, Chordata, Mammalia, Carnivora, Canidae. The transcript has 2 exons. The record is from RefSeq and is a predicted model, not a curated record.
GGAUAGAAUUCUUUGUGGGGGAGUGUGUGUCUGUUUCCUUCUCCAGCCUCGCUUGGGACUUGGGAGACAAGGAUUGGGGGGGUGUUCCACCUUAGGGCAGCAGGAAGGCUCUGCCACCCCUACCUUCCAGAGAUAGACUCAGGCCCUACUGACAGCUCCCUGGGGACUGCCUUUCCAGCCUCUGCUGCAGGUGUGGCAUCUACACCUGAUCCUCUCCCCCUGGCAUGUGCACAGAGCCCCCAGUCCAUCUCCCAGGAUGCUGUUAUACACAGGACACCUAAGGGUCACCCAAGCCACCAUGACUUCACCACCACACCUGGAGCCCUGGGCCUGGGGGCACUUCACACCUGGCUGCACCUACUCCUCUCCUGGGAUAGUGUUGCAGGCUAUGCUAGGGCCCAGACUCCCUUUGCCCACAUCCCUUGGUGGCUGGCACCCGCCCUGCAUUGCCCAACCCACGAAGGACCCCGGCCUAUGAGACAUCAGUUCCCCAUGGGUUGAGGCUGAGGUCCCCAGAGUUCAGUGCCUCCCUGCCCCCACCCCUUUCCUGGAAGCUCUAAGCUGUGUCACCAGUAGCAGGUGUCGGCCGCCCCGCCCCUCUUCCCUCCGCCUUAAAGGGGUCGCCCUCCCGAGGCUUCCCAGGGUCACAGACAGCUCCGCUGUGUGACCAUACCCGUCAGGGCUCCUAGGACGUGGGAGUCCGGAUUCUGAGCUUUCUCCUGGCGUGGUGUGGCCCCCUGGACUCUUGCUCUCAGUCUUCCCUACCUGGGGAGUGGGGACUGGCCCCCACGCGAGCACCGAGGGGAUUACUGGACUUGGACAGGGGCGGGGCCGCACCCCCGAGGAGUCGCUGCGCCCAUGGGUUUCAAGGACCGCGCGCGGCCCCACCCCACGAUGACUUCCCACAUCCUCCUGUUGCUUCUCGCCUCCUCCAUCCUGGGGGAUCCGGACUCCGUGGGCAGGCAGCCCCUGCACCAGGUCGCCCAGCACCGCAGGCGCCUCUGUUCCCUGGGCACAUGCCAGACCCACCGCCUGCCAGAGAUGAUCUACUGGCUCCGCUCGGCCUCCACCAAGGAGCUCUCGGGGAAGGCGGGCCGCGAGCCCCAGGACCCCCACAGCUACGGGCGCCGCCGCCGGCGCGAGGCCAGAGUCCCGCUCCGUCUCCAGGACCCUGGCUUGAAAACAAGCUUGCGCAGUGCCCAGCUUGCUGGGUGACGUCAGGCACGUCCCUGCCCCCGCCCCCCAGCCUCAGCUUACCCAUCUGUGUAUUGGGGCC